This is a messenger RNA of Pyricularia grisea, 2447 nucleotides long. RefSeq lists its product as uncharacterized. NCBI's taxonomy places the organism in Eukaryota, Fungi, Ascomycota, Sordariomycetes, Magnaporthales, Pyriculariaceae. The transcript is spliced from 2 exons. The record is from RefSeq and is a predicted model, not a curated record. Bases 350 to 1972 code for a protein of 540 amino acids.
CGCAUCUGAGGCGAAGUCAAAGGGUUCCGCAUAACCAACCGUAGGUGUCAUGUACAUACUUACCUUAGGAAGUGAACAGAUGCGAAACUACUUAUUUCCCAAGAAUAGGUAGGAAUCUUCAGAACGAGACCUCCGACAUGGUCCGGCGAGUAAGGCAAGGGAGCUUCAGUGGGGCGGCAAAACCCCACCUUGCGACUAGGCAUAAAAGCUGUUCACGCAGUUACCGCCCGUCACAAAUUUUUGUUUUUGCGCUUGGUCUUGCUCCUCAUUAAUCCAUCCAUCAGCCGAAACGUGUAGAGACAAGAGAGCUGGAACAUGAUUCCCGGCCAUCGCGGCUCUUGUAGUUGGAAUGAGCUCCCACGAUUUGACACACACUCUAAUCGAGUCUUUUAACGCUCUCGCCGAUGAAGUUCAGGAUUUAAUCGACAGAAAAACUAUUUUAGAGCACAAGCUGCGCUACGCUCGGGAACAGUACCAAUAUCUUGCCGACAAAUAUGCCCCAGCCGAGAAGGCCGUCUCGGAGACUUUGGCCAAACUGCAGCUCCCUCCAGAAACAAGCCAUCCGGCAUUAGCAAAUACAACCCUUGUACCGCUACCGAGACGUGGCGACAGGUCCAAUAACGCUCAGAUAGCUCUCUUCAUCCGGGAAGGAAGAAAGGUGGCGAGCAAACUCUCGAUUAUGACAGACCCUAGCAAGGGCAGUUUUUCAAGUAGCAAAGACGCCGUAUCCACCGGCGUGACCACAAUCUCGGCGGCCAUGUUGGAGCAGGAUUUCACCGUGGAAGGGAAAAAGGGUCAGCUGCAAUGUCCCUUCUCGGCUGCACCAUCUACUGUUGCCAAAGACAAUAAAACUCAGGGUGAUGAGGCUACCGGCCUGGACCGACCAGAUUCUAGUGGAAACGUCCAGGACCCGACCCCACACGCAUCUGCCGAUCCCAUCUGCGCCGCCAUGUUAGAAGAAACGACUUCACAACAGCCGCCUCCCAGUGCUGGUGCAAACAAGUGUCCGAUCCGUUUUCUGGAUCAGCACUCGACAGAGGAGAUCGCCCAUUACGUAGAGACCCAUAAGCACGAGAUGCCGCGAAGCCAUGAGGUCUGCAUCCAGAGGUACCAGCGAAACGAGGAGCAGAUAAGAAAGCUCGACGCAAAGUACGGCAGCCUCGUGGGCAUGAUUGGUGAUCUCAGUCAAAUACACAAACCAAUGCUGCCAAAUGGGGAAAUGCAAGAGGAUAUCGAUCGUGCCUCGAAUGAAAGAGUAGAGAAUUGGGCCGCCGAAGUCAGCGCCAACGAUCCAGAUGCCCCUCCCGAACAGUUCGUUGUCUCUUUGGUAAAAGAAGGGACCGCGGACAGGGCCAAUGCCGACGACGAUGAUCGUGAGAGCCACUUUGACCGGGUUUUGAAGGAAGUCCGCGUGGGCGAAUCACCCUCACGCCCGUGGGGCAUCUCGGUCCCAAUCAUGGACGAUACCACCUUGCAGAACCUCGAGAGCGAGAGGCCCGUCAGCCCGCCGCCCGCGCCUGUCCAUAUGCCUCCAGGGGCGCCGGGAACACCACCGCAUCCCAUGGCGGCUAGGGCUGGUGCGGGUAAAUGUCCAUUUGACCACACCAAACUCAAAGGUAUGGGCCGGGGCGACAUGUCUGUUAUGAUGUCGUCCCCAUGUCCUCCCAGGACCGAUCGAUCAAAUUUACGGGAGAGUCGCCGGCGAUUGUCGGACAGUGCUACUGGAGCAGGUUUUGACUCCCGUAACCAUCCUCAUUCGUCUUCUUCCACGAUACCGCAAAAGCAGCAGCAGCACCCCAAGACCACCCAAGCAUCACGCCAGCAACCCACUUUCAUCAACCAAUCGGCACAUUUGCCCAAGGAGAUACAUCAGACCCCCCAGAUGGUUUUCACUGGGCCGGUCUUCAUCGGAUAUCCCAUCGAGCAGGCCAUCCAGUUUAUGCAACAUUUCCAGAACGGCGGCCAACAAUAACAUCGUCUUUUCAUCUUCCAUAUUUUCCUUGCCAGCAAUGCUGGUUGUUUUCUAUUUGUAAUGAGUUUUUGGGUCGGAGCGUUGGCGUUAACAGGUGUUUUUUUUUUCCUUUUUUUUUGGCUUCUUUUUCUAUGGGAGGUUAUCAGGACUCGGUAUUCCCCAACAGUAAACAGGCUCAGAAUGAAUAAUUAGGAAUGUGGGAAGCCCACACAAUCGCGAGUGGUCCUAGUAGUUUUUUUCAUGUCUAUCUGCAUAAUUGCCUCUCCCCUUCACAACCUACAAAGGCACUUUGGGUGCCAGGCUUUGCCACAAAGCACACCUUUCCCUGAGGUACUCCAGCUCUAGCUCCCCGAACCCUUGAGAGUCAAUGUGGAACUCCUUCCCAGACGUGAGCGGCGGAACGCCAGGGAUGCUCGAAUUUGUGAGCUUUCUGGCGUUUGGAUCCCUGUUCUGUAGGAAGGACGCCAGGGCACCC